AUGUCGCCCGAUCCCACAAGCUCCAGCGACUCCGAGUCAGGGUUCGAAAAGGACCAGCACGUGACCCGGCUGGACCCGCACAAUGCGCCGCAGGCGCAUCGCCAGGCGCUGCUCCAGGCGCCGAACGCCGACGCGGGCGAGGUGGCGCUCACCAGCGAGGCCGUGGCGCUCGCAGACGACGCGAACGAGCCCGAGAGCUUCCUCAACAGCGACGAUCUCGAAAAGGUCACCGACUCCACCAUAUACCCGCAGAAACGGCUGUUCUCGCUGCUGCACACGCGCAAAAUGCCGGUGAUCCCGGAGCAGAAGGACCGCAAAGUGUUUCCGCUCUACCACACCAACUGGCUGUACCGCGUGUUCUUCUGGUGGGUCUUCCCCAUCAUCCGCGUCGGCUACAAGCGCACGCUGCAGCCCAACGAUCUGUGGGUCAUGGACGAGCGCAUCGCCAUUUCCACGCUUUACGACACCUUCAGCAAGAACCUCGAUGUCUACAUCGAGCGUGCGCGCGCCGCCUACGCUGAGGACCACCCAGAGGCCUCUGCCCAGGAGGUCCUGGACAACACGGUGCUGCCCAAACACACACUGCUCAAGGCGCUGCUUUGGACUUUUAAGCUGCAGUACUUCGUAGCGUUUCUCAGCAUGGCAUUGUCCAAUGCCACGUCUGCGUUUCUGCCGAUGCUCACCAAGCGCGUUAUCAAUUUCGUAUCGGAAAAAGCGGAAGUGCCAGGCCUCAAAGUCAACAAAGGUAUUGGGUAUGCCAUUGGAGCCAGUCUCCUUAUGCUUGUGAACGCAGUUCUUUUCAACCAUUUUUUCUUUAAUUCGCAAAUCACAGGUGUUCAAGUCAAGUCUUUGCUCACUAAAGCGUUACUAUCCAAAUCUUUGAAGCUGUCCGGCUACUCCAAGCACAAGAUCCCCAAUGGUAAAAUCACGUCUAUCAUGUCCACGGAUUUAUCGAGAUUGGAAAUGGCAAUUAUUUUUCAACCACUAUUGGGCGCCUUCUUUAUCGCCGUUGCAAUCUGCAUCGUGUUGUUAAUUGUGAAUCUUGGUCCAAUUGCUCUAGUAGGUGUUGGGGUUUUCUUCUUCGCCCUUUUUGGUUCCGCGUUGGCUUUCAAGUCCUUGAUCAAAGUUCGGAAAGCUACCAAUGUGUUCACAGACGCCCGUGUAACUUUAAUGCGUGAGAUCUUAAAUAGUAUGAAGAUGAUCAAGUUUUACGCCUGGGAAGAUGCGUACGAAAAAAACAUUCAAGAUAUUCGUUCCGAGGAAAUUCGCAGAACCAGAGUCAUGCAAUUUACUAGAAAUUUCGUGAUGGCUUUGGCUGUUUGUUUACCCAGUCUUGCCUCUAUGGUCACAUUUUUGGCCAUGUACAAAGUUCACAAUAAUGGUAGGACUCCUGCCAAUAUUUUUUCCUCGCUUUCUCUUUUCCAAGUGUUAAGUAUUCAGAUGUUUUUUUUACCAAUGGCUCUGAGUACCGCUGUUGAUGGAUCGAUCGCAUUAGGUCGUGUUCAAGAAGUUUUAGAGGCCGGAGAAGAGGAUCAAGAUAUCGAAAGAGGUAUUUUACCUAUGGACGAUGAAAAGAUAGCUCUCAAAUUGGUCAAUGCAUCUUUUGAAUGGGAAAACUUUGAAUUUGAAGAAGCCAAAGAGGAAGCUAAUGUCAAGGCUCAAGCAGACGAGCUAAAAGACAAAUCCAAAAACAAAAGCAAAAAGAAACAAAAAGCAGCUAAGAAGGCAUUGGAACUGGAGGAGUCCUCGACGAACAAGGACGCAACUCUCAAGCCGGAUACUUCUGAUUCUCCAAAAAUUAAAUUCAAUGGGUUCAACAAUUUGAAUUUUGAAAUCGCAAAAGGUGAGAUGAUCAUCAUCACCGGUUCGGUAGGUACUGGUAAAUCCUCAUUGUUGAGUGCCAUGUCAGGUUUCAUGACCAAAACUAGUGGUAACAUUUAUAAAAGUGGUACUUUACUAUCAUGCGGUUACCCUUGGGUUCAGAACGCCACUGUGAAAGACAACAUUUUAUUUGGAUCAGCGUACGAUGAGCUCAGAUACAAAGAAGUAAUUCGCGUUUGCUCUUUGCAAGCUGAUUUGGACUUGUUGCCAGCCGGAGACAGGACUGAAAUCGGUGAGCGUGGUAUAACACUAUCUGGUGGUCAAAAGGCUCGUAUCAAUCUGGCAAGAAGCGUGUACAAGGAAAAAGACAUAUACUUAUUCGAUGAUGUCCUAAGUGCUGUCGAUGCUCGUGUUGGUAAACACAUCAUGGAUGAAUGCUUGAUGGGCAAACUAGCGGGUAAGACCAGAAUUUUGGCUACACAUCAAUUGAGUUUGAUUGCAAGAGCCCCCAGAGUUAUAUAUAUUGACAUUGAUGGAUCUGUCGAUCUUGACACAGUGGAAAAUCUGAAAUCAAAACACCCAGGUUUCGUAAAGCUAAUGGAUUACUCCAAUCAAGCGGGCUCUGAUGAUCCUCAACAAGGCGAAGCAGAAGCACGUCCAUCGAUCGAUCAUCGCCAAAGUGAGAAAGAGAUUUCUGAGCUACAGAAGCAACUGAGUAAGAGAUCAUCCACCCAGGAAGACACUGGCCCUCAAGCUGACGGGCGGCUAAUGGCCAAAGAGGAACGUGCUGUAAAUUCGAUCAGCAUCAAAGUCUACAAGGAAUACAUCUCUUCCGGUAUUGGUAAGAAAGGGUUUUUAUUUUUGCCCCUGUACGUUUUAACCAUCGCCCUUUCCACUUUCACUCUUCUGUUUUCGUCCGUAUGGUUAUCAUUUUGGACCGAGGUUAAAUUCAAGAACAAAAAGACACCAUUCUACAUGGGACUUUACACCUUUUUCGUGUUUUUCAAUUACAUUUGUACCACAAGUCAAUUUUCUUUGCUAUGUUACUUGGGGUUGACCGCUUCCAAGUGGCUGAACCUAAAAGCUGUGAAAAAAUUACUGCACACACCAAUGUCUUUCAUUGACACAACUCCGAUUGGACGUAUUCUCAACCGUUUUACUAAGGACACGGAUACAUUAGACACAGAACUUACAGAAAGUGUUCGUUUAUUCAUCUACCAGUUUGCUAACAUCAUUGGUGUUAUUAUAAUGUGCAUCAUCUACCUACCAUGGUUUGCUAUCGCGGUUCCAUUUUUGGUUGUGGUUUUUGUCGCGGUUGCCGACCAUUAUCAGAGUGCUAGCCGUGAAAUCAAAAGACUUGAAGCUAUCCAAAGAUCGCAUGUCUUCAACAACUUCAACGAAGUAUUGGGAGGGUUGGACACAAUUAGGGCCUACGGAAGCCAAAACCGCUUCAUGAAAAAAUCUGACUUCUUAGUUGACAGAAUGAACGAGGCUGGUUAUGUAGUGGUUGCCCUUCAAAGAUGGGUAUCGAUUGCAUUGGACAUGAUCGUUACUGUUUUCGCACUGAUCAUUACUUUAUUAUGUGUGACACGUCAAUUCCACAUCUCCCCUGCCUCCGUGGGUGUUUUACUCACGUAUGUUCUACAGUUGCCUGGUCUCUUAAACUCUCUGAUGAGGGCGAUGACCCAAGGUGAGAAUGAUAUGAAUAGUGCCGAGAGAGUGAUAGCUUAUGCAACCGGACUACCUGUAGAGGCAGACUACCGUAAGCCAGAAAAGGCACCACCUGCCGAAUGGCCAACCGAAGGUGCUGUAGAGUUCGAAGACGCAAGCUUGGCAUAUAGACCUGGUCUGCCUGUUGUUCUGAAGAAUGUCAACUUUCAGAUUCGCGGUAACGAAAAGAUCGGUGUUUGUGGACGUACUGGUGCUGGUAAAUCAACAAUCAUGAGUGCGCUGUACAGAAUUUGCGAAUUGCAAACAGGACGCAUUUGGAUUGAUGGGAUAGAUAUUUCAACUUUGGGCUUGUACGAACUCAGAUCAAAACUGUCAAUUAUACCGCAAGAUCCAAUGCUUUUCAAGGGUGAUGUGCGCAAAAACUUGGAUCCGUUCCACGAACGUAGUGAUGAGGAUUUGUGGGACGCUUUGAUAAAAUGUGGUGCCAUUGAGGCCGAAGAAGCUUCUAAAGUAAGCCUUCAGACUCAUGAUAAUAUGGGUUCUUUGAGCAGCAUGCACAAAUUUCACUUGAAGCAAGAAGUUGAGGAAGACGGUACAAACUACUCCCUGGGUGAGCGUCAGUUGUUGGCUUUGGCAAGAGCACUUGUAAGACAGUCGAAGAUUUUAAUCCUUGAUGAAGCAACCUCAUCUGUUGAUUACGAAACAGAUGCAAAGAUUCAAUUGCGUAUUGCCGAAGCUUUUUCAAACUGUACGAUCCUGUGCAUUGCCCAUCGUUUGAACACUAUAUUGGACUAUGAUAGAAUCCUUGUACUCGAACAAGGCGAGGUAGCGGAGUUCGAUACCCCUGUCUCACUAUUUGACAAACAGGGCAUAUUCACGGAAAUGUGCAGCCGAUCUGGAAUAACCAGAGACGACAUAAAGGCAUCAAAUGGUCAUAUUUGA
Molecule: messenger RNA, 4434 nt
Organism: Lachancea nothofagi CBS 11611
Lineage: Eukaryota; Fungi; Ascomycota; Saccharomycetes; Saccharomycetales; Saccharomycetaceae
Source: the annotation of a GenBank genome assembly